AUAAAUUCCUCAACGCACGAAUCAUUUCUCCCUAUUUCGUCGUCUCUCUACUCGCGUUCUCGUACGCAACGACACGCCGUACAUGCGGCCGCAUACUCGCCGAUAAAUCGCCGGAAAAGCUCCCGAGAAAAUCAAUCGGCGGCGGAUUUGGUCCGGGAGUCCUAGGGUUCCGGCGAGUCGUUGAGAUUGUGCGUGUCUUUGUGUGUGGGGUUUAAUGGCGUCGGAAGACGUGAAGAGGACGAGCGAGACUGCGGUAUCGACGAUCGUGAACCUGGCGGAGGAAGCGAAGCUCGCGAGCGAAGGAGUGAAGGCGCCGACGAGCCAUGCCUUACUGAGCAUCGCCAAGUCUCUCGUCGCUGGUGGAGUCGCCGGAGGAGUGUCACGAACUGCUGUUGCUCCAUUGGAAAGAUUAAAAAUUUUGCUGCAGGUUCAAAAUCCUCAUAGCAUUAAAUACAGUGGGACAAUUCAGGGCUUGAAGUAUAUAUGGAGAACCGAGGGUCUCAGAGGCUUGUUUAAAGGCAAUGGAACUAAUUGUGCUCGCAUAGUCCCAAAUUCAGCAGUCAAAUUCUUUAGCUAUGAGGAAGCUUCUAAGGGUAUUCUAUGGUUCUACCGACAGCAAACUGGCAAUGAAGAUGCUCAACUCACACCUCUUUUACGCCUUGGAGCUGGUGCUUGUGCUGGAAUUAUUGCCAUGUCAGCAACUUACCCUAUGGACAUGGUACGGGGUCGUCUAACUGUCCAGACAGAAAUGUCUCCUCGGCAGUAUAGGGGAAUCGCUCAUGCUCUUUCAACCGUUUUUCGGGAAGAAGGCCCCCGGGCUCUGUACAGAGGCUGGCUACCUUCUGUCAUAGGAGUUGUACCUUAUGUUGGUCUCAAUUUUGCUGUUUAUGAAUCUCUGAAAGACUGGUUGAUCAAAACUAGACCUUUUGGUUUAGUUGAGGACUCUGAGUUGAGUGUAACAACAAGGCUUGCAUGUGGGGCCGCUGCUGGAACUGUUGGCCAGACAGUUGCUUACCCUCUUGAUGUCAUCCGGAGAAGGAUGCAGAUGGUAGGCUGGAAGAAUGCUGCUUCAGUUGUCGUUGGUGAUGGGAAGAGCAAGGCACCCCUCGAAUAUACUGGAAUGGUUGAUGCAUUCAGGAAAACAGUCCGUCAUGAGGGGUUUGGAGCACUGUACAAGGGUUUGGUCCCUAAUUCUGUUAAGGUGGUGCCGUCCAUAGCAAUUGCGUUUGUCACAUACGAGGUAGUGAAGGACGUUCUUGGAGUUGAGAUGAGGAUAUCUGACUAAAAGCAAAGAGAAACUUGAGUUGAGCCACAUGUUUAGCUUUUGCUCGUAAUUUCAGAAGUGAAACGAUUAGUGGACUGCUAGGAGAAGGUAAAAUGUCAGGAUUUUUUAAUAAGUAGCAGGAAGUUUAGAAAUAGCCCUAUCCUAUGUUGAUACUCCUUCCCAUCCCAUCAAUACACAUAUCUGUCGCCUGUAGUUUUAGCUAUCCUAUUAUUCUUAUGCUCUUGGCAUUGUGACAAUAAGUCUUUUGUUUCAAGGAAACGAUGCAUUUUAUUUC
This is a messenger RNA of Prunus avium (sweet cherry), 1559 nucleotides long. RefSeq names its product mitochondrial adenine nucleotide transporter ADNT1. NCBI's taxonomy places the organism in Eukaryota, Viridiplantae, Streptophyta, Magnoliopsida, Rosales, Rosaceae. Gene Ontology annotation, biological process: transmembrane transport. The record is from RefSeq and is a predicted model, not a curated record.